GCCCGAGGUGGGGGAGUUCUGGAAGUUUUUACUGACCUGGAGGAUCAUCAUGUCCAGAGGUCAUGACAUAAAAAAGUCUCUUACACCUCAGAUUUCUUGUUUGACAAGUGAAUCUUAUAAACAGCUGGAUUUUUUGCCUAACAAACUAAGAGCAAAACUGCUUCCCUUCCAGAAAGAUGGCAUCACUUUUGCCUUGAGAAGAGACGGCAGGUGUAUGGUGGCUGAUGAAAUGGGUCUAGGAAAGACAAUUCAGGCAAUUGGCAUCGCUUACUUCUAUAAGGAGGAAUGGCCUCUUUUAAUAGUGGUCCCUUCAUCUCUGAGGUACCCUUGGACAGAAGAAAUAGAGAAAUGGAUCCCAGAGCUGGGUCCAGAAGAAAUCAAUGUUAUCCAGAAUAAAACUGAUGUUGGGAGAAUAUCGACCAGCAAAGUGACAGUUCUGGGUUAUGGUCUUUUAACCACAGAUGCGGAGACUUUGAUAGAUGCGCUGAAUAAUCAGAACUUCAAAGUAGUUAUUGUAGAUGAAUCACACUACAUGAAGUCCAGAAAUGCAACUCGCAGCAAGAUUUUAUUGCCAGUAGUACAGAAAGCCAAACGAGCCAUUCUUCUUACAGGAACUCCAGCACUGGGAAGACCUGAAGAGCUUUUUAUGCAGAUUGAAGCUCUCUUUCCACAAAAAUUUGGAACGUGGACCGACUAUGCCAAAAGAUACUGUAAUGCACAUGUCAGAUAUUUUGGUAAAAGACCUCAGUGGGAUUGCAGAGGGGCAUCAAAUCUUAAUGAACUUCAUCAGCUAUUAAGUGACAUAAUGAUUAGAAGAUUAAAGGCUGAAGUUUUAACCCAGCUGCCCCCUAAAAUCAGACAGCGUAUUCCAUUUGAUCUUCCAUCAGCAGCAGCCAAGGAAUUGAAUUCCAGCUUUGAAGAGUGGGAAAAAUUAAUGAGAGCUCCAAAUUCAGGUGCCACCAAGACUGUCAUGGGGUUGAUUACUCGCAUGUUUAAACAAACUGCUAUUGCCAAGGCAGGUGCUGUAAAGGAUUAUAUUAAGAUGAUGCUUCAGAAUGAUUCACUUAAAUUUCUGGUUUUUGCACAUCAUUUAAGCAUGCUCCAAGCUUGCACAGAAGCCGUCAUAGAAAACAAGACUCGUUACAUUAGGAUUGAUGGAAGUGUUCCAUCUUCAGAAAGAAUACAUCUGGUUAAUCAGUUUCAAAAGGAUCCUGAGACUCGUGUGGCUAUCCUAAGCAUUCAGGCUGCUGGUCAGGGUUUGACAUUUACUGCUGCAACUCAUGUUGUAUUUGCUGAGUUGUAUUGGGACCCUGGACACAUAAAACAAGCAGAAGACCGUGCUCACCGGAUUGGACAGUGCAGUUCUGUGAAUAUUCACUACCUUAUUGCAAAUGGGACUCUAGACACCCUUAUGUGGGGAAUGUUGAAUCGCAAGGCUCAGGUUACAGGGAGCACACUGAAUGGUAGGAAGGAAAAACUUCAGGCUGAGGAGGGUGAUAAGGAAAAAUGGGAUUUCCUGCAGUUUGCUGAAGCUUGGACUCCAAAUGAAAAGCCUGAAGAGCUUAGGAAUGAAAUGUUGUUCACUCAUUUUGAAAAAGAAAAACAGCGUGAUAUUCGAUCAUUCUUUUUACCAAACCCUAAGAAGAGACAGUUGGUGACCUCCUGUGAUGAAUCAAGGGUAUUCCAGGAGGAAAAUACUGUAGUACCAGCAGACCCUGGAAAAACAGCUACAAGAGAUUAUGAAAGUGAUCUUGAACCUGAAGCUAAAAAAAUGAAAUCGGUCACCACCGAUGACCACGGCAGUCCCCUGGAGGAGAAACCAUCCCAUCCCGGGCAGACCAAAGCUCCACUCAUGGACAGGGUCUGUGAGGCCAAGGCCCACGCCACCACUCCUGGUGGGGGCUGGCAGUGUGCUCUCUGCACCUAUAUUAAUAACUCAGUGUUACCUUGCUGUGAAAUGUGUGAGAAUCCUCAGGGCAGUUCUGAUAGCCUCCACCACACCCAGUAUAAAAACAGAAACGAGAAAGAUGAUUCUCGGAAAGACACCUCCGAAAAGAUAUGGACUAGUUCUGACGGGGAAAAACAAGUCCUUGCACGUUCAGCACCUGAACCGUUAGCUGAGAGCCAGGAAGAAGUUUCAAAAACUGAGAGUGAGGACACACUCACACCCCAGCCAGGUGAUGAACAGUUGAAGAGUUCGGACACUUUGCCAGUGUGUGAUACCUUAAUGUUUUGUGCGAGUAAGAACACUGACCGGAUUCAUGUCUAUACUAAGGAUGGAAACCAGAUGAACUGUAAUUUCAUUCCUUUGGAUAUAAAAUUAGACCUUUGGGAAGAUUUACCAGCAAGCUUUCAGCUGAAACAAAAUCGCUCCCUGAUUUUGAGGUUUGUUCGAGAAUGGAGUAGUCUAACUGCUAUGAAGCAAAGGAUAAUCAGGAAAAGUGGGCAGCUGUUCUGCAGCCCAAUUCUUGCUCUGGAAGAGAUCACAAAGCAGCAAACCAAACAAAACAGUACCAAAAGAUACAUAACCAAAGAAGACGUUGCUGUAGCCUCAAUGGACAAGGUGAAGAAUGAUGGGGGCCAUGUCCGUCUGAUCACAAAGGGGUCCAGGCCAGGGGGCCCUUCUACAAAAGAAUUUUUUGAAGAUGGAGCUUGUGUCCCAUUUCUAAAUCCUGGCACAGCCCAAGCUGAUCUCACUGUGAAACCUUCUACAUCCAAAGGCUAUUUGCAAGCUGUGGAUAAUGAAGGAAAUCCACUUUGCCUUCGCUGUCAGCAACCCACUUGCCAAAGUAAGCAAGAGCAUAAAGCAAAUGCUUGGGAUUCACGGUUUUGCUCUCUGAAAUGUCAAGAGGAGUUUUGGAUUCGAUCUAAUAACAGUUACCUGCGAGCCAAAGUAUUUGAAAUUGAACAUGGCGUGUGUCAGCUAUGUAAUCUGAAUGCACAAGAACUCUUUUUACGUCUGAGAGAUGCCCCUAAAGGUCAGAGGAAGAAUCUUCUGGAUAUUACCUGGACCUCAAAGCUCCCAUUAGAACAGCUUAAUGAAAUGAUAAGAAGCCCAGGGGAAGGGCAUUUCUGGCAGGUGGACCACAUCAAGCCAGUGUCUGGUGGAGGAGGACAGUGCUCUCUGGACAACCUGCAGACCCUCUGCACAAUCUGUCACAAAGAGAGAACUGCGAGACAAGCCAAGGAAAGAAGUCAGGCAAGAUAACACAGGAGUGACAGUGGGUUACUAAGAAUGCUGUUCCCUCAUUAUGUAACACGGACAAAAAUAAAGAGUGUUCUGGGCCAAAAACAGGCCUGAGAAAGAGGAAUGUGAAUAAAUAGCACUGACAAGUCAUUAUUUACUCAAACUGUCAAAUGGCUGAAGAACUUGAGGAAAGUUCUGAUCCACAUGACACAUCACUGAUUAGUCAUAUGUGACUACGGAGGGAGCCCAGGUCAGCGUCCUGACAAGCGUUUGUAGCGGAGGCCGCUCAAGAAAAGGUAAGUCGCGCAGUGAACACUCCCUCCCCCGCCAUCAGCCAGCGGUAAGACUGGGGCUCCCGGAUGCUGGGAGCACUGAGCUCCCUCGCGAGACUGCAGCCCAUCCUGUGUCAGGUGACAGACAGGGUGCAGGUCGCACUGGAGCGCCCAGCCGGCUACCCUCGCUGGAGGCUGUCGUGCCGGCAGGUGGCUGGUUACUAGCCACGGGUCCCUCUCCCAGCAGAGCUGCUGCCCCUCAGGGGUCAGAGCAGGGCAUCCAGACUC
Messenger RNA from Kogia breviceps (pygmy sperm whale), 3747 nucleotides. Lineage: Eukaryota; Metazoa; Chordata; Mammalia; Artiodactyla; Physeteridae. The record is from RefSeq and is a predicted model, not a curated record.